GCCGCCCUUCCACGUCCGACGACGCGAUGCAGCUCGCGCACGUCGGCCUUCGCCGCUCGCUGCACGGCGACGAGACCUUCGACAUCAGGCAGCUCAACAAGACGAGUCUGCUCGCCUCCCUGCGCGCCGUCCAGUUGUCCAACGCGGCCGACGACGUGGCGGCCCACGAGUGCCCAGAGUGCGCCGAGGGCCUCGCCGCCGACGCGGAGGACUACCUCGCCGACGCGAGCGAGCUGGUGCUCGGCAGCGCGCCGAGCCAGCAGGAGGUCCUCCUCAAGCUGAACGUCGCCGGCUGGCCAAUCACGCCCGAGGACGUCGCCGCCAUCGUGCCGGCCUUUGCGGGCCCGCUCAACGUGUCGCCGCUCCUCGUCUCGGCGGAGGUGGUCCACGCGUCGGAGAGCAGCCCCUCGCCGCCCACGCAGCAGGAGCGCGCCUCCGCCCGGGAGGGCGAGGCGGUCCCGCCCGUCCUCAUCCUCGAGGUUGUCGCGGCGGCGGGCUUCCUCGUCGUGGUCGGCGUCAUCGCGCUCCUCUUCUGCCGCCGCCGCGCGGGCGAGGAGGGGGCGGCCAAGGAGGCGGCGGAGGAGGGCGGCCCCGCGGCGUUUGACUGGGCCGGCCGCCCCCUCAAGCCCGCCUCCAAGAAGGCGGCGCGCAGCAGCCUCAUCUCCAAGCCGUCGCGGAUCGCCGUGCGCGCGACCAUCGACCCGAGCGUCGCGGCCGCGAACCGGAACCCAAAGGCGCUCGACCGCGCCCGGAUGAGCCGCAAGAGCAGUCUCCCGGUGAUCAUCGACCACCCCGUCACCGAGCUGUCCACGGUCAGCGCGGGCGCAGAGCCCUCGGGCGGCGCGUCGAGCAGCUCGGUGCCCGCGAACCCCUUCCUCCAGCCCGCCGAGCCGCCCGCGCCGCCGCCGCCGGUGGUGAGGGAGAUGACGCCGGCGCCCGCAUCGCGGGGGCUCGCGGCCGCGGACGGCGAGGUUGAGGUGAGCAACCGCAACGAGAUGUACGACGCGCUCGACAUCCCGCCGGUGCUGUCGCCGAGCGACCGCGUGUCGCCCGACGACGACAUCCAGGUCGCUGUGGUGCAGGUGUGAAGGUGCACACACAAGUUGCUUGCUUGACAGGCCGACGCGGGGCAUAUUACUGUACGCUGGGGCGAGGCCCGCUCGGACCGCGUUGUACGAUCUCUCGGGUACAAUUCUCGCAGUGCGCACAGGGGUCGGCUGAGGAGUGGGGUGAGCAAGCGCAGAGUGGAGUCAGAGUUGUGUGCGUGUGUGGAUCCGAUUCCUGUCUGUGAGGCUGAGCGCAGCUGUGCGGCUGCGGGAGAGGGGCGAUCUGGGUUUCGCAUAUCGCACUGCGUGGCACGCCGGUGGCCGGUGCGAGUGUGUGUGAGACUGACGGAGAGCCCACACCGCUCUCUAUACGUGAACGUGUGCAGAGAGAGUAACGGCCUUUACGUGGGGGGGGGCGCCACACACACCUGUAGCAUGUGUGCAUAAGCGGGAACCGCGUUCUUGUGCUUUUGUGCGUUGUGGGUUGCGCGUUUUCUUUUUUGCCUCCUUACAAGUUGAAG
Emiliania huxleyi CCMP1516 is the source of this 1567-nucleotide messenger RNA. RefSeq lists its product as hypothetical. The record is from RefSeq and is a predicted model, not a curated record. The transcript has a single exon. The coding region runs from base 27 to 1088 and encodes 353 amino acids. NCBI's taxonomy places the organism in Eukaryota, Haptophyta, Isochrysidales, Noelaerhabdaceae.